AAUCCUUAUCCCUACAGUGUCUGCCGCCUUGCACCCACAGGCUCUCCAGCACCCUACCACCUCAGCAGACGGUCUUCUACGCGAGAAAGGCAUAUCCCCUGCUACCUAUGCUUGACAAAGUCAUACUGCGUCUGCACAGCAGCGGCAUCCUGGGCCACUGGAUCAAACAGGACUGGUGGGAAAUGGCACAGGGCAAAGUACGCCUUAACAACACUUCAUCGAUGAGUGCACGUGUUGAGUGGGACGCUUUCUUUAUCCUUUUCGCUGGCCUCGCUUUGUCUGCUGCGGCAUUCGUUUUUGAAAUCAGUCAGAACGCGAUCACAGCGCUCUUUUUUGUUCCCCUAAACCUGCGUAAUGGUCAACUAGCAUUGAGGAGGCCAGUAUCAGUGUGGGACGUAAUCUUGUUCCCGGAUCGUUGGUGAAUACGCCCGCACCGAAAUUCGCAAUUAAACGACUACACAAGCUAGAGGAAGAGGUCCCUACGGAACCUGCAGGUACCUGUUAAGUGGGCAAGUUUUUUGGGUUUAGAUUAGCAGCUCGUGCUGCUUCUCUUGGUGAUUACAAUUUAGUAGUGAUAUAAUACGAAAAUUUCCUUUCCUACUUUUCCACUACUUUAUAACCAGCGAUCAUUCUACAAUUUAUUGGUACCUUGACACCUGUUCCAGUUUUUAUCAUGAAUAUGUAGGAUGUACAUUGUAUGGAAAAAGCCGUGGAGAAAAGGUGGGCUAGGAGGAUACGUUUUGUUCUGAAACGACUUUACGCAGACGUGAGGUCUCCAGCGAGUGACUUAAUACGGCAUGCCUCAGCACUCCAGACAGUGGUGGACUUAACGGUUCUCCUCGUGAGGCAAGCGACGAUGGGCUUCGUGAGCUUCUCCUUGGUUGCGCCCUCAAAUAGGGCAUCGAUGCCCUCGAAGCGGCCGACGUCGCUUUGGGGGUCAAAGUCACCGCGAGCGUGCACCUAGCAGAGGCAUUCGGCCAAGUGCGGCCAGGCGGUCGUUGAUCUCUUCGAUGUGGUCGUCCGAGUAAAUGUACUGCACAGGGAACAGCCAGCGUAAACUCUUCCACCGCGCAAAAAAGCCCGUCCGCUAAAUUAGCAAAAGACAGGGGUCCACGUUUUGAUGUUCUAUCAAAACAUAUUUUUGUUUUCGCUGAACAAAGGUUUUUGCUGUUUCAGCAAAAGUUUUUGCUAUCUCUGCUAUAUGUUUUGCGACCAUAGCAGCUUGUGGUUUUUAAAUAAAAUC
This is a messenger RNA of Frankliniella occidentalis (western flower thrips), 1243 nucleotides long. RefSeq lists its product as uncharacterized. Lineage: Eukaryota; Metazoa; Arthropoda; Insecta; Thysanoptera; Thripidae. The record is from RefSeq and is a predicted model, not a curated record. The transcript is spliced from 2 exons. Bases 108 to 422 code for a protein of 104 amino acids.